This is a messenger RNA of Arabis nemorensis, 615 nucleotides long. NCBI's taxonomy places the organism in Eukaryota, Viridiplantae, Streptophyta, Magnoliopsida, Brassicales, Brassicaceae. The record is from the annotation of a GenBank genome assembly.
AUGCCGCUUGUUGAAAACUAUGGAUAUGUUAACAUAAGAAGGAAUGGGGUUCUUGUUCCUGCUAGUGCAGGAGGCAGUUGGUUGAGAACAACGUUCAAUGGAUUCUCAGAUUAUCGCUCUCUUUCUCAUUCGUUUUACCGUACUUCAUCAUGGGGAAGUAUUCUGCAGGACAGCUCAAUUCUUGUGGAUAUUCCACUUGUUGAUCGAAGCUUCUACGGCAAAAAGACUGAGGCGUAUAAAGAAGAGUUGAAAAUUGUUGGUGUUAUGUUUGAGUUCAAUAACGCUUGUGAAUUUGCUGGUAACCACCUCAUGAGUUUAGCUAAGACAUCAUCAUUCUCAAGAGCCAAUGUAUUCUCGAUUCUGAAAUUCAUCAGGCACUUGAGAAAGAAGCUCCUCUCACCAGAAAGUUUCAUCAGAGCCAUCAAAAAUCACCCUUGGCUAAGGAAAUCUUCCGGUGAUAGAUCUCUAGAUGGAGUUGUUUUGUUCAACCAAGACUGUAAAGUUGCGUCCCUGAUCAGUGAUAUUCCAUUCAUUGAUAGAGUUAUCAAUUUGAAUUUAACAUCAACAGUUUCAAGGAAGAGCUUGAGUGCUAGGCGUUGUAGUUCCGUUUUCUGA